Molecule: messenger RNA, 1566 nt
Organism: Cyphellophora europaea CBS 101466
Lineage: Eukaryota; Fungi; Ascomycota; Eurotiomycetes; Chaetothyriales; Cyphellophoraceae
Exons: 2
Coding region: 1-1566 (521 amino acids)
Source: RefSeq, a predicted model, not a curated record
AUGUCAGGCAACAGGACACCGCUCUUGAUGAGCGUGCAAGCCGGGAUGGCGUCUGGCGCGACGGUCGCCGUUGCGUUGAGGUUCUACACACGAACAGCCAUAACGCGGAAUGUUCGAUGGGAUGACUGGUUCAUGCUUCUGGCGCUGUUCUUCUCCUGGGGCGUUUCCGGGCCCGGCCUCGUCUCAGCACACUACGGCAUGGGACGACACAUGGAAAACCUAAGUGGCUCUGACAUUCCCAAAGCCAUCAUGUGGGUGUGGGUUGCACGACUCAGCACCAUCGUGGCCUUUGCGUUUGCCAAAGUCUCCAUCGCCUGCCUCCUGAUGCGGAUCGUGGCCAUCAAGAAGAGAUAUCGCUACAUCCUGUACGGCAGCAUCGUGGUCAACGUGUGCGUCUCGAUCAUCUGGUUCAUCAUGACGGUCAAAUGCGUGCCGGCUCAUGCAAACUGGUUGGGCGUGCAAGAGGGCGACCGGUGCAUUCCGUCCAAAGUGACGGUUCAGCACGCUUAUUUCGCGGGUGGUAUGUCAUCCGUUCGCCUCCUUUCUCGCUUCCCUUCUCUUCCCUUCCCCAUCAUCAUCAUCAUCAUCACACCUGCCUUUCCUAGUCACUUCUCCCGCAUGUUCCCCCACGGGUCCUCAGCCGCGGAUCUCCUUCUAUUGCCAGCUCAGCUCAAAACUAACAACCCCGACCCCCUGACAGCCGCGCACUCCGCCCUCGACCUCCUCUACGCAACCCUGCCCGUCUUCCUCGUGUGGGACCUCAAACUCAGCGCGCGCACCAAACUCGGCAUCGCCUGCCUCCUGUCCAUGGGCCUCUUCGCCUGCGCGUGCAGCGUCAAGAAAAUCACCGAGACGGCCCGUCUGGGCGCCGCCAAAGACGUCACCUGGGAAUUCACCGACCUGAGCAUCUGGAACAUGGUCGAGUUGAACGUCGGCAUCAUCUGCGGUAGCGUACCGUGCAUCCGUCCCUUGUUCCGGAAGGUGUGGCAUCAGGGGCGCAGCGUCGUGACGAGUAGCGGUGGCAAGAGCGGUGGCAAGAGCGGUGCGCAUGCGGCUGGCAGGGGCUAUGGUGGCGCGUAUGGCUCUGGAUACGGGAAGAUGGCCAAAGGAUCCUACGGCGUGGGCUCGAAGUCCGGUACCACAGCGGCAGGCCAUGGACGCGCGAGUCUCGUGCCUUCUGCCUCCUGGAGGGGGGGCGUCGACGACGAAGAAGGCUAUCAUGACGCGUACAUGCUGCGCGGCGGCAUGAAGCACUCGAGCCCCAAGAAGGGAGGGGUGGGCAUGGUUACCAGCAAGAUCACCUCCGGCGGCGAUGGGGAUAGCGAGGAGAAUAUCCUGCCGAUGCAGGGCGGCGGGAUCCUGCAGACGACCGAGGUCGAGGUGAGGUAUGAUGGUGGCGGAGGUAGUGUGGUUGGUGACGAGGCUGACGAUGGGAGGAGCGCCAGGAGGUAUCGUGAGGGGAGUGGCAGCGGUGGUAGCGACGGGAUUGGGGAGGGAGCGGCGCCUGUUGGUCCUAGGGGGCCGGUAGCGGGGAGAGGAUGGGGGGAAGGGGGGGUCGGCCGGUAG